Messenger RNA from Eimeria mitis, 1260 nucleotides. RefSeq lists its product as uncharacterized. The transcript is spliced from 13 exons. Lineage: Eukaryota; Apicomplexa; Conoidasida; Eucoccidiorida; Eimeriidae. Bases 1 to 1260 code for a protein of 419 amino acids. The record is from RefSeq and is a predicted model, not a curated record.
AUGGCCCUUCGAUGGUCUCCUAUAUUAGCCAAAGCUGAAGCCCAUGAACAUUCACUUCCCGCCGAGCCGAAUGAGUUAGCAUCUACGUGCGCCGCGGGUGCCAAAGAAGCAGAUAUCUACAAGAGGCACCCAAAAGUCGCAAAGGCGGAAACAGCAGGCCUACAGGAACUGAAUUCUUUUACAAAGGCAGCGGAGCAGUCACAGCCAGUAGUUAAGGUGGAACAGCUGUUGUCAAGCCUCCGGAAGCGCUUUGAUGACGUCCACGCUGAGGUUAAGAGGCGGACCGAAGAGGUGGCCCGUUAUAAAGAAGGCAUUCGGCAAGCAGACUCUGCUGAGCACCAAGUCACAAACGACAGGGCUCGCAUACACCAACGUGCUGAUGAAUUGACGCAAUCGCUCUCAUUGCUGAAUAAAAAGGUUGCAGAAGCUGGCUACACAAAGAAGGUUUACAUGCACAUCCUUCAAAGGACAAAGUUUGAGAAGGAUGCGGUUCGACAAAAAAACGUGGUGCUUCAGGGCAGACUGAAGUCCUUAGGUCUUGAACUAAAAGAAGAGCGUGGUGCUCUAGAGAAGCAACAAAAAAAGAAAAGCAGAGCUGUUUUUGAGCUGAAGCAAUUGGAACAGGAACUCCAAGGAGAAAGAAUCAUACGCAGUCAAGGUCUCAAAGAAAUCGACGAAGCUAUUGAGUAUAAGAGAGCUGCAAUAGAGAAAAGGCAAGUGCGCAUAAUGAAUGAUACGCCGCAGGAUGAGGCACUUUUGAUCUUUGAACAGCUUCUACACGGCUUUCUCCAGGGAAUGGCUGAUGUUAUGGAAAUCGUCAACAAAUUUUUAAAUCGAGACUUAGAGAAUCAAAAGCUAAAGCUCCUGGCGGAAGAAGCAGAAAAGAAACUCGAGGCCCUGGAUGCACAGUCGCAGUCCUGGAACAAAACAUUUUACGAUCAUGCAGAGCGAUACAAAAUGUUGAAGCGCACUUUAGGGGACGUCGAUCAGGCUAGGCGAUGCGCAGCUAGUAUUAACGCUAGACUUGUGCAACUUGGCAUUGAGGUUCCAUGGGAUGUUAAUGCGGAGUCGUCGUUAGAGCACUACUUCCAGAAUCUCUGUGAAUAUAGCAUUCCAAAAUUAAUCAGUCUUUCCGAUACACUUGCGGACAGCAACAUUUAUGACAAAGGUGGUGCUAAUGAGGAGGCAUUAUACAAGUGUGCACCAAUCCUUCAACCGCCUAUGAUCCCCACGGAUUCUCAGGAGGAAGCUACGAUGUGA